Molecule: messenger RNA, 1106 nt
Organism: Helicoverpa zea (corn earworm)
Lineage: Eukaryota; Metazoa; Arthropoda; Insecta; Lepidoptera; Noctuidae
Exons: 2
Coding region: 1-1083 (360 amino acids)
Source: RefSeq, a predicted model, not a curated record
AUGGGAAUUGUAAAGAUGUCUCGUAUUUUAAGUUUAAUUUGUGUUAUAACGCUUUUACUGGACACCGUUACCGGUGAAGAAGUUACUAAAGCAACAAUAGGAGUGGAAGCUCAAAAAAUGGGUAACCAAGACCUCGAUCUCGAGGAUCUCAUCAACCCCGACAUAGAGACCGCGAUAACAAAACUAGAAAAACUGGCAGAAACACUGGACCAACUGAACAUCGAUGAUUCCAAGUUGAUAGCAGACCCUGAAGAGAUCAGUGAAGAGAUGACUAAACUAGUUCAUUACAUCAACGAGGCUGUCAAACUGAAUCCAAAUAACGCAUACAAAUUCCUUAAAGCAAAGGGAUUAGAUAGAAUCGUUUCUCAGGAUCUCAAAGUAGACGAUGACAAGCUUAAAGUUCACGUUCUUAUCCUUUUGAAACUUCUUUUUGAAGUCGCUCCGACCACCACUUCAGCAGUGAUACCCAUAACUGUAGUUGACAGACUUCUAGAUAUUUUUGAGAUUGAUAACUUAGCGUUAAAAGCCCAUUCCUUGGAUGUCCUGUAUCUUUGGCUACCUGACAAUCCUAAGGUACAAGCUAGAGUUAUGAAGCUUAAGGGUUUAGUACCUUUUUACGAGCAAGCAGCCAAAUUAGAUACGUCUGGAAUUAAGACCCUUCUUGACCUCUUCAACAAGAUACUAAAAGAGCACUUGAUAGUAAGGGAGGAUCCGCAAAAGACUAUCGUCGAACCUGAGAAAAUGAAGUUUUAUGUACGAACAGGUUUAUUGGAGCAUAUGGCGACUCCAGCGGUCUGCAACGGGCUCCUGAAUAUAUUUAUAAAGACCUGGACAUACAGUACGGAUGAGAACAACAUUAUUGCAACAGUUUUUGACAUGCUGAAGGUAAUGAAAAAGUUCUGUUUGAAGAUGUAUCGUGGGAAGGUGAAGGCGAAGAAACUGUUCGCGGCUCUACAGGAAUACGUGAAGGAACCUGAAAAUAUUGAUUAUUUUGAAGCGAACGGUUUGAAUGUGACCGAUGUUUCGCUGGUAGUUGAAGAGUAUGUCGAUAAAAUAAGAUCUUCUGUCAAAGAUGAGAUGUAGGAUUUGUUUUCUUAUGUUAUAGU